UGUAACCAUUUUGUUCCCUUACUAAGGAUGGCGUUGCAUGGCGUCUUGUAGUUGUGGCGGUCUCCACAGCUCUGGUAUAAUGGCUUUGAAAAGACUGACUUCGCAGCUGGGGGUUGCAGCUAAGGCAUUCCGGGAAGGUGGUCAAGGUAUUCGAUUCAGUUCUGCAGUUCCCAAUUCCACACCUUCUGUUGAGGAUGAACUGGACACAACAGACAAUGAAAUUGUUGCCCCUGAUUUUACUAACCGGAAUCCUCGUAACUUGGAACAGUUGGCUCUAGCAAGGAAGGAGAGAGGCUGGAAAACGACAUGGCCAUCGCAAGAGUAUUGGCACAGGUUGAGACUUGAGCAAACAAAGUACCACGUGAACGCCUAUGUUGAGCAUUGCAGUGGACACAUUGUAGUCUCUGCUUCCACUCGAGAGUGGGCCAUCAAGAAGCACCUUCAUAAUACAACAGGCGUGACAGCAUGUGAGAAUGUGGGACGUGUGCUAGCUCAACGUUGCCUUCAAGCAGGAAUCAACUUUGUGGAUUUCCGAGCUAUAACUCCAUGGGAAAAAUGUUGUGAUUCGAUCCAGAGCUUCCAAAAUGCUGUGAGUGAAGGUGGUGUUGAACUGAAAGAACUGCGAAGAAUUUAUAAAUAAGUUUAAAACUUGUGAGAAUAUGCUAAGAGACUAUUGAAACCUCUUACAUUAAAUAAAAAUCUAAUGGACAAACA
This is a messenger RNA of Eublepharis macularius, 714 nucleotides long. It is a transcript of the gene MRPL18, whose product is annotated as mitochondrial ribosomal protein L18. Gene Ontology annotation, cellular component: mitochondrion; ribosome. The coding region runs from base 38 to 640 and encodes 200 amino acids. The record is from RefSeq and is a predicted model, not a curated record. Gene Ontology annotation, biological process: translation. Gene Ontology annotation, molecular function: 5S rRNA binding; structural constituent of ribosome. NCBI's taxonomy places the organism in Eukaryota, Metazoa, Chordata, Lepidosauria, Squamata, Eublepharidae. The transcript has 4 exons.